Molecule: messenger RNA, 1102 nt
Organism: Lucilia cuprina (Australian sheep blowfly)
Lineage: Eukaryota; Metazoa; Arthropoda; Insecta; Diptera; Calliphoridae
Product: enoyl-CoA hydratase, mitochondrial-like
Exons: 4
Coding region: 52-936 (294 amino acids)
Biological process (GO): fatty acid beta-oxidation
Cellular component (GO): mitochondrion
Molecular function (GO): enoyl-CoA hydratase activity
Source: RefSeq, a predicted model, not a curated record
CUAAAAACAUUCCUUCUCCAGUGUUCGUGGCUAGAAGUACAUCCUAGAAAUAUGGCUCAAAUUGCUAAAAUCUUUGCUGGACGUGCCCAACAAGUCUUGCAAACUGCUGCCAAACAACCUCAAUUGGCUCCACGUUUCUACUGUGCUGCUGCCAACAACUUCCAAUACAUCAAAACUGAAUUGGCUGGUGAAAAGAAAAAUGUUGCUGUCAUCACUUUGAACCGCCCCAAGGCCUUGAAUGCCUUGUGCAAUGGUUUGAUUGCCGAAAUCAACACCACUUUGGAUAAAUACGAAAAGGAUGACAGCGUUGCCGCCAUUGUCAUUACUGGCAGCGAGAAAGCUUUCGCCGCUGGUGCUGAUAUCAAGGAAAUGCAACCCAACACUUAUGAAAAGUGCAUUAUGGGUAAUUUCUUGAACGAUUGGACCCGUGUUGCCAAAUGCCAAAAACCCAUUAUUGCUGCCGUUAACGGUUAUGCCUUGGGUGGUGGCUGUGAAUUGGCCAUGAUGUGCGAUAUCAUCUAUGCUGGUGAUAAGGCCAAAUUUGGUCAACCUGAAAUUGCUUUGGGUACCAUUCCCGGUGCUGGUGGCACCCAACGUUUGACCCGUGUUGUAGGCAAAUCUAAGGCCAUGGAAAUGUGCUUGACCGGUAACAUGAUCAAUGCUGCUGAAGCCGAAAAAAUGGGUUUGGUUAGCAAGGUUGUUGCUGCCGAUCAAUUGGUUUCGGAAGCUGUUAAAUUGGGUGAGAAAAUCGGCACUCACUCUCAAUUGAUUGUGCAAUUGUGCAAGGAAGCUGUUAACACUGCCUACGAGACCACUUUACAAGAAGGUUUGAAAUAUGAAAGAAGAACUUUCCAUGCUACUUUUGCUACUGGUGACCGCAAGGAAGGUAUGACCGCCUUUGUUGAAAAGCGUCCCGCUAAAUUCAACAACAACUAAAUGUUUUGUUUUUUUUUUAAUUAAAUGUUAAAAAAGUUCUAUAUUUUUAUAAUGUUAGUUAUUUUUCCAUUACCAGUAAUGCAUUUAUAAAUAUUAUUGCGAAAACCAAGUUUUCAGUUUUUUUAAAUACGUAUAAGAAUAAAAUUUAAAGAUAUUUUUCAAAGAA